CAGAAGGAAACGGCGGAGCGCAACGAUGGAGCGCUUAUAGGAGCUAGAAGGAGAAGAACAUGAAACCAAGUCACCUAUAUGACCAAAGAAACGAGACCGGCUACGAGCAGCGCAAAACUAACCAUGCAAUUCAAAUAUAGACGAAUUUGAGCCGCCGCCUCUUCUUCAAGGUUACAACGCUUGAAGACGCACCCCACACCUUCUUGACGCAGAUCAGCUGGCGCACGUUGGUAGAGAGCGGUCAUGUCCGUGGAGGAGCAGGGCUACCCCACCGCGAUGCUGCUGGAGGCCAGGCCGGAGUGGCUGCGGGCUGAGAUCGAGCGUCUCUGCAGGGAGCUGGCUGAGACCACCAGCGAGAAGAUCCAGGCAGCGGAGUACGGGCUGGCGGUGCUGGAGGAGAAGCAGCAACUCAAACAGCAGUACGAUGACCUGGAGGUGGAGUAUGACUCCGUGAGACAGGAGAUGGAUCAGCUGAAAGAGGCCUUUGGACAAGCUUAUACCAACCACAGAAAGGUGGCAGCAGAUGGGGAGAGCCGAGAGGAGUCUCUGAUCCAGGAGUCGGCCUGUAAAGAGGCCUACUACGAGCAGAGAGUCCUGGAGCUGCAGAACGAACUCCGUCAGACACGAAACAUCCUCACCAACUCCCAGUCUGAGAUCGAACGCCUUACUGCCAUCUCCCAGGAGAUGAAAGAGAACAGCCAGAUGGUGGAGCUCCAGAGGAAUCAGCUGCGUGAUGACAUCAAGGAGUACAAGUUCAGGGAGAGUCGUCUGCUGCAGGACUACACAGAACUGGAGGAGGAGAACAUCUCACUGCAGAAGCAAGUCUUAGUGCUCAAACAGAGUCAGGUGGAGUUCGAGGGUUUGAAGCAUGAGAUCCGUCGUCUCGAGGAAGACACUCAGUUCCUGAACAGCCAGCUGGAGGAUGCCAUCCGCCUGAAGGAGAUUGCCGAGCGCCAGUUAGGUGAAGCUCUGGAAACCAUCAAAACUGAGCGUGAGCUCAAGGGGUCCCUGAGGAAAGAGCUCUCCCUCUACAUGAAUAUCGGAGACUCUCUUUAUCACAGUCCCCUCAGCGUCUCUCUGGAUGGUCUGAAGUUCAGUGAUGAUGCUGCCACUGAACCAAACAACGACGAGGCUUUGCACGGAUAUGAGGACGUCUUCGCCAAACUGGCCAACACCAUAGCCGAUGACAACCGCGUUUCCACGCCCAAGAAGGAGGGACUCUUCCACCCUGCGCCCAGCCUUGUUGAUGACCUGCUGAGUGAACUCAACAUCUCAGAGAUCCAGAAGCUCAAACAGCAGCUGAUGCAGAUGGAGCGGGAGAAGGUCAACCUGCUUUCAAAUCUCCAGGAAUCCCAGAAACAGCUUGAGCAGGCCAACGGGGCUCUGUCAGAGCAUCAGGAGAAGGUCAACCGUCUCACUGAGAACCUCAACGCCAUCCGUAAGCUCCAAGCCAGCAAGGAGCGCCAGUCUGCUUUAGACAAUGAGAAAGAACGUGACAGCCACGAGGACGGAGACUACUACGAGGUGGACAUCAAUGGACUUGAGAUCUUGGAGUGCAAGUAUAAGGUGGCUGUGUCUGAGGCAGGAGAGCUGAAGGAGGAACUUAAGACUCUGAAGACAGAAUACCAGGCCUGUCAGUCACGCUACGAAGAAGAGCGCACCCGUCUGGAGCAUGAAGUCGAUUCUUUGGAAGAGAAACUGUUCACUUUGGAGAAGAUGAGCUACGUAGACAGAGAGGAGAAGACUAAGCUAGAGAAGGAGCUGCGCAAGUUGAGUGAUGUGGCAGGCGAGUCCCAAGGGAGUCUGAGUGUGGCUCAGGAUGAGCUGGUGACCUUCAGCGAAGAGCUUGCCACCCUUUACAACCACGUCUGCAUGUGCAACAACGAGACUCCCAACCGCGUCAUGCUCGACUUCUACAAAGAGGGUAAGGGUGGUCGGAAUAGCCCAGAGGGCCGCGACCGGCGCUCCCCCAUCCUUCUCACAAAGGGGCUCUUCCCAGAGCAUGGUAAAACCGACCUUAGUGAUGGAGCUCCUUCACCAGUCUCCUCCAUACCUUCUCCUGUCUCCGACCACCGGCGCGAGCCCAUGAACAUCUAUAAUCUGGUGGCCAUCAUCAGAGACCAGAUCAAACAUCUGCAGCUGGCUGUGGACCGCACCACCGAGCUGUCGCGCCAGAGGGUGGCCUCUCUAGAGCUCGGCACUGUGGCAGACAAGGACAAAGAAGCCUGCAUGGAGGAGAUCCUCAAACUGAAAUCCCUGCUCAGCACCAAGCGGGAACAGAUUGCCACUCUGCGGACGGUCCUCAAGGCCAACAAGCAGACCGCUGAAGUUGCUCUGGCCAAUCUGAAGAGCAAGUACGAGAACGAGAAGGCCAUGGUGACAGAGACCAUGAUGAAACUGAGGAACGAGCUCAAAGCUCUGAAGGAGGAUGCAGCCACCUUCUCUUCUCUCCGAGCCAUGUUUGCCACACGUUGUGACGAGUACGUGACCCAGCUGGAGGCGAUGCAGAGGCAGCUGGCUGCAGCAGAGGACGAGAAGAAGACCCUGAACUCCUUGCUGCGAAUGGCCAUCCAGCAGAAGCUGGCUCUGACGCAGCGUCUGGAGGACCUGGAGUUCGAUCACGAGCAGACCCGUCGGGGAGGCAACGCGGGCCGGUCUAAAGCACGUAGCAAAGCAGCCGGCAGCGGCGCCAACAACAACACCCCCCACGUUAGUCAGAGCCUCACCUGCUCUGUCAGACCUGAGCCCAAUAACGCUCUGCCCAACGGCAUCCUAGGAGGCCCGGGCAUUUUCUGCAGCGAGAAGUACAAGAUCUACUGUGACUGAGAAGCGGUUCAAACGUCCGCACAGACUGCUGUGUACAGAAGGGAGUGGGGGUGGUAAACCCUCCCUGCCUUUAGUGUCAAAGAGCCCCACUCGCUUAGCUCCCUGGCCAGCCCGUGCUCCUUUAGGGACUGCGUUGUUACUAACCGGCUGCUCGUUUGUGCUGUUGUAAACGCUUAGGGGAAUGCUGAUGUGUGUACAGUGUGCACUAGACGUUUGGACAGCAGUAGACAAAUGUGGCAUGUGGCCCUGGUUAUAUUAGGGGUGUUUUUUGUGGAUAUUGUGGGUUGUCUAAUUUACCCUGCUGUCACGGUGCUGUACGUACGAUGUAAAAGGUGACAGCUUGUGUGUGGGUGUUUGUUCUGGCCCCCUUUGUGGCUCGCCUAGUAACAUAAACACAUUUCUAAGAGGGGUAGAGGCUUGUGCAGACAAUAUCACUGAACAGCAUCCUCAGUUUUUAGGGUGGUCUGUUGGCAUUGGUGCUCCUUUGAUGAAAAACAAGCCCCCAACUUCCCCCUUUCUGCUCGUGCGGCCUCGAAUGACCCACGUCCAGCAGCCUGCUUUUUAAUCAAGGAACUGUUUACAAGAAACAUGAACAAAAAUAUGCAAGCUCCUUCUGCUCUGUGGCUAGAGGAGCAAAAUAGAAAUCUAUAUAUAAAUUUUAAACUGAAAAAGGGGGUCAGUGGCUUUAUAACGAUAUGGGCAGAAAAGGAGCACCUGUGACCACAGGUGUUUAUUUCAGGAUCAUUUAAAAGCUGUGAUGCUAGCACACCAAUACGAUAGGGUCAGUAGAAUCGCAUGGCUUUGCAGCUGAGAAUAUUUAUCAGCUUCUUCAUUUUUUACUGUUUCCCCUGCUGUCAGGUGUGCAGUGUUACAUGAACUCAUGUGCUACAGGGCUCCACGUUGUAAGAAGACAACAUAAGGGGGGUAAAUUGGUGAGUGGUGAAACCCUAGAGGGCUAUACGUUCCAUUUGACCCAACGUGUUGCGGUGGAUUUGUUCAGAGCCAUAAAAGAACCGAAGAGAGGACGUUUGACAAAUCGAUCUCUGCAUCUAAAUUAAGUGCACUUCAUCAAAAGGUGCCUCAGGUUCCUGUUUCUGUUUUAAAUGCUAAAACACAACUACUGUGAACAGAGAUACUUCAUAGCUUUGUUCAAAUUAUAUUUUUAAAUAUUGAGCAAAUUCAAGAAGAGCACACAUGAGAACAAAGAAGGAAAGAAAAGCUCCUCACAUCUGGAAAUGAAUUUGCUAGCAAAAGCUUGACCAGGUGGCGAAAAGUGCCUGUCGACAAACACUUGACGUAUUUAUCUGUUGUUGUAAAGCCCUGUCCUCGUGUCUCACGUCUCUCCGAUCUGCUAAGAGCUGUCAAAUAAUCUCACACAACUUUGUGGGUUAAAGCAGUUUUUUGUCUAAUCUGAGCGUCUUGUUGCUAUAAAACCUUGUAGUUUGUCAGCAGCUUGCUCCCCCGACAUCACCGCUCACCAUUUAACAUAGAAUGAGGAGUUGUGGUGAAAAUAUUACUAUCAGGUAAUGUCCUCGCAUAUGCAGCAUGUGUGUGUGUGUGUGUGUGUGUGUGUGUGUGUGUGUGUGUGUGUGUGUGUGUGUGUGUGUGAGGGCCUCAUUCCUCUUUUCCUGUGUUUUUGGGUGUGUGAGGACAAAAACAAUAUACUCCUUUAGUAUUGAAAAUAGCUUUAAACCAUUGCAAGCUAGUAUUAAGCAAAUAGAAAAAGUGGGGCUUGUGUUUGAUAAUCCAUGUACUGCUAGUGGAUCAUAAACAUAUUAGCUUUAUGAUGCUAAAAGCAGGGUUGAUGUGUGGUAUACCUGCAAGAUCUACUUUCAGAUUGGAACAUUUUCUAACACAACAAAACUAAAUGUGGAACUCUGUUCCUGAUAUGUUCACAUGCAGGUUACAGUCUUGCAGGAGCCUCCUACAGUAUUCUUUUUGAAGACAAAUACAAAUUCAGUCCUUCUAAAACAGGAACGCUGUAAGCGGUCAACCCUGCUUGAGUGUGCAUCCAUAAGCCACAGCACAAAGCAUGGAUAAAGGCUAUUAAAUGUACACGUUAGAGGAAAAAAUAUCCAAAAAGCCUCGUUCCUACGUUUCACUUGAUAUCUGAGUUUUGUUUCUAUCAGUUUGUGCUGAAGAGAGAAAACAAAGUACAGGAGAGGUAAACCAGCUCCAGAGAUUCAUUCUGAGAGCUCAUGGAGUAAAGCUUCUGGGAUUCUCCAGAGGGGGAAUCUCCUGGUGAUAUUUGGAGGAAGAAAACCAGUAACAAGCGGCUGCUUAAUGAACCAGCAGACAUUUAUACAAAUAAUUCGAGCCCCUCUCCUUUUGUAUGGGCUGUGUAGAUUUAUUGGACAAUAAAAUAGCUCUCAGGAUGUGAUUGUGACUAGAAAUGUUCUAAAUAGAUGAACUCUUGCGUAGCUCCAUCUAGUUCCAAACCUAUGUCCGGUCUACCUGGUGUCAUUCAAUAUGCCACCAAUACAAGCUCCUCCUACCUCUUCCUGCAGGCUCCUCCCUCAUCCCCUCUGAGUUAAAUGUCACGCGAUGCCCACUGUUUCUGAUUCACCUUAAGCCUGCAUGUCCACACAUAACUCAUUUUUGAUUAACCAUGAGAGAAGGGCUCUUGUGAGCUGGUUGGUUGAUGAUGUGGCUUCGUCGUCGUUCUGUGAUUUCAAAGCCGCCGGUACUUGUGAGAUUUUGGCUUCCGGGCAGGAUAAUCAGUAGAGAGUGUGUUUUUAGGAACACAUUUGCGUUUGUGACGGGAACGAUCCUAACAUCGUCUCCUCCAUCUGUCCGAUCUUCAGGUUUUAAGCACAAUUGUUUGAUAUGUUUUUUUUUUUUUUUUUUUGCAUCUCUGCUGGAAGCCAAUUUCUCACCAGUUUACCUGAAACAGAUUCUGAUUGGAUCAUUCAGCCUUCCAAUUAGAAGCCAGGGGAUUUGAGUUUGUUUUCUCGGUGCAACAUAGUAAACAUUUAUUCGGUUUUGUUAUUAUUCUUAUUUUAUUUCAUUUUAAUCUGUGCACUUUCUUCCUAAAGGAUGUUAACAUUAUUAACCUAUUAGGAAAGCAUGGUAGUACUAUGGUUUGUGCGUUAUUCAGUAAUAAUACAUUCUCCUGAAUUUAAAUAUAGUAUUUACUUGAGAACGUACUCCACCAACCAUAAUGUACUACUAUGUUGUCCGUCCUCAAGAUUUUAUCCAUCAAAUAACCAUUUUUUAAGUGUUUUGUCACGUUUGACAUGUUUUGCUGAUUUGUUAGUUCUACUGCCAUGGUCUAUAUAAAAAUCCAGGGUGAUUCUGGGUUUUUUUCAUGCAUUUAUUAUUCCUAGGAAUAGCUCAAAAUGACUCACAGAAACUUGACAACGCUCUGAUUCCCGUCGGUAAGCUGGCUUUGGAGAAAAAUUUGAGUGAAUGCUUUCUCUGAGCUUCUGACUGAGAGCGUUCCACUGAACUGCGAUCACUGACCUUCAGAAUUCUCUGCAAAGGGUGACAAUUAAAUUCCAAAUUGGAAUUGCUUCAUUCUCUCUCCAUUUUUAUUGUGCCAAAUCUUGGUACACUGUUUAGGUCGACAAGAAUCAGGACUGGAAAAGAAGACAAGCUGAGAAAGGUAGUCGCUGUGGGGUUGAAGUUUUGGUUUGGGUUUAUUCUGUUGGGUUUGUUUAGUUCUUCGUUUCUGACCAGUAGUGCCUUUCAUCAUUUCGAGGGAGAAUCUUAGAUUAGAUGUUUGUUUUUAUAGGUGAGGACUUUGGGUUUGAACCGACUGUGAGCAGCAAUAAAAGCAAAGGGAUUUUUUCCCCUCUUUCUGCACGAGUGACGUAAUAGUUUUAAAAUUAGCUAAAUGAAACAAAAAUUGUAUUGAAUUCUGCAGGUCAGUGAUCCAAUCAAGAACUUCAGGGGUAUUAUGAAAAGGUUUUGUUUUUUCCUCAUUAAACUUCAGGAACCAAAAGAAAUCCUUUGGCCUCCUGCUAUUAAACAAAAAGCUCCAAACACCUGUUUUGUGUUCGGAGUAAAUCUGUGUACCAUUGGAAACAUCUACACAUCUCUAGCUUUGGUAAAGGUAAUGCGAUAUCAAUAGUAUUGUUGGAAAAUGUGCAGCAAGCACAUUUUUAUCUUUAUGUUUGAAGUUUUUAUUUGUUGUUUUUAUUAUUACAGCUGUUUUUUUACAUCUUUGAACAUUUAUGUUUUCAGGAAACAGAAAACAGAAUUUGCAUCAACAAGCUCGAAUAGUGCCAUUUAUAGCCAAUGCUAGUUUGUUGAGGCAUUAAAAGUUAAUAAUAUGGAAGAAAGCUACAAUAAAAGUGCAAUUGAAAUACUGUUUUACAUUUUUGAUAAAAAAUGAAAGGUUUUCUGUUUGCUGGAAGCUAUAGCAUUAUGAAAAAUAAAAAAAAAUAGCUUUGAAAACUAUUGUCAUAAUGUCUUUCAGUAUUGAUCCGUAAUAAUGAGAGUUUGAUGUCUUUAUAUGAAAUAACGACUUCACUUGUAUGUUGGUAUUUAUUUGAAAUUGUCAUGCAGUACUGUAUUUUAUCAAUAAUGUGCAUUAUGAUUAGUGGUAUACUGAUUACACCUAAACGUCAUAUGCAUGUUUCUCAGUCAUGGGACCCUUACACAAAACUGAAAACAAAUAUGUUAAAUUUUGUUGGGAUGAUUGUUAUUAUUGGAAAACAAAUGGAGAAAAUUAUGAAAAAUAAUUAAGUUUGAUGUAUUACUGCUGAGCUAAUAAUCCUAUGAAAGUGUUUGUUUUCUAGCUGAGGAGUGGUGUUUCUGUGUAAGGGUAGUCAUGCUGAUUAAAGUCAAUAAAUGUGAUCUGUGA
Nothobranchius furzeri (turquoise killifish) is the source of this 7633-nucleotide messenger RNA. RefSeq names its product protein bicaudal D homolog 2 (gene bicd2a). Lineage: Eukaryota; Metazoa; Chordata; Actinopteri; Cyprinodontiformes; Nothobranchiidae. Gene Ontology annotation, molecular function: dynein complex binding; cytoskeletal adaptor activity. The record is from RefSeq and is a predicted model, not a curated record.